CACAAGUACCGGGCAUUGCAGCUGAGCACAAUGUCUCUCUCGUAGUACCCUUCCACUGCUUUAAAUCCUUUACAAUGCUGCCAUGCUUCCUCUGCUAUAUCUCACCUCUCUUCUGCGUUUGCCUCUUGAUCAUGUUACCUCUAAGUCUUCUUUGCCCUUCUGUUUGCAUAUGCUUGGACUAUCACACCAUAGACUGCAGGGAUCAAGGACUUCCCAGCCUUCCCAAUCUAUUUCCCCUGGACAUACGGAAACUUCUGGCCGCCAACAACCACAUCCAGUCCAUCCCAGCGGACCUGUUCUUGUUCUACGCCGACCUGGUCUACCUGGAUCUGCGGAACAACUCGUUGACCUCGCUGGAAGAGGGCACCUUCAGUACAUCCACACGGCUGGUGUUCCUGGAUUUAAGUUACAACAACCUGACGCAGCUGGAAGCCGGGAUUUUCAAAUCGGCCGACAGGCUCAUCAAGUUGAGCCUGGGGAACAAUAAUCUCUCGGAGGUGCACGAAGAUGCCUUUGAGAACUUGGACGCUCUCCAAGUGCUGGAACUCAAUGACAAUAAUUUUCAAAGUAUCAGCGUGGCCGUGCUGGAAUCGCUUCCAUCCCUCCGGACGGUGCGCCUGGAGGGGAACCCUUGGCUAUGUGACUGCGAGUUUGCCAACCUCUUUUUUUGGAUUGAUGAAAACUCCAAUAAGCUGCAAAAAGGUGUGGAGGAAAUUCAGUGCAUCUUAGAGGAUCGAAAAGUCUUCCUGCAUGAGCUGUCCGAUAUCAGCUUCAGCGAAUGCAAAUUCAGCUUGUCAUUAACAGACUUUUUAAUCAUUAUCUUCUCUGGAGUAGCUGUCUCCAUAGCUGCCAUUUUUUCAAGCUUCUUCCUGGCGACAACUGUGCACUGCUUCCAUAAAUGUGCACCAAGCAAGGAUGAAGAUGACGACGAUGAUGAAAAGUAGGAACUGCACAUGUAGCCUUUUAUGGAAAUAUAUAAAUAGAGCCGUGAUCCUGAGCUAAGUGUAGUAGUCCAGGGCAAGCAGA
Nanorana parkeri is the source of this 1026-nucleotide messenger RNA. RefSeq names its product leucine rich repeat containing 38 (gene LRRC38). Gene Ontology annotation, cellular component: voltage-gated potassium channel complex. The record is from RefSeq and is a predicted model, not a curated record. Gene Ontology annotation, molecular function: transmembrane transporter binding; potassium channel activator activity; voltage-gated potassium channel activity. The transcript has 2 exons. Bases 75 to 944 code for a protein of 289 amino acids. NCBI's taxonomy places the organism in Eukaryota, Metazoa, Chordata, Amphibia, Anura, Dicroglossidae.